Messenger RNA from Chrysemys picta bellii (western painted turtle), 6246 nucleotides. RefSeq names its product ectonucleotide pyrophosphatase/phosphodiesterase 6 (gene ENPP6). Lineage: Eukaryota; Metazoa; Chordata; Testudines; Emydidae. Gene Ontology annotation, molecular function: glycerophosphodiester phosphodiesterase activity. Gene Ontology annotation, cellular component: plasma membrane. The record is from RefSeq and is a predicted model, not a curated record. Gene Ontology annotation, biological process: lipid metabolic process; choline metabolic process.
AAAGCAGCUUCAGACACCUCACCCAGAGUCAUUGCAAAGGGACAGGCAGCACUGACAGUGCUCUGGCGAGAGUUCUGUCAACAUGGCAAAGCACAUGACCCUUUCUUUCCUCCUGGUUCUCACUAUGGCAAGCUCAUCCUUUGCCCGUCGAAAGCUUUUACUGUUUCUGAUUGAUGGCUUUCGUUAUGAUUACAUCAAUGACAAUGAACUGGAGUCCUUGCCUGGCUUUAAAGAGAUUGUGGACAGGGGAGUGAAAGUGGAUUACAUGACCCCAGACUUUCCCAGCCUUUCCUAUCCAAAUUAUUACACGCUGAUGACUGGUCGCCACUGUGAAGUCCAUCAGAUGACUGGAAACUACAUGUGGGAGCCAAGUACAAAUACAUCUUUUGACAUUGGUGUGAAUAAAGAGAGCCUGUUACCUCUUUGGUGGAAUGGAUCGGAGCCUUUGUGGGUCACCAUGACGAAAGCAAAGAAGAAAGUUAAUAUGUAUUACUGGCCUGGCUGUGAGGUUGAAAUCCUUGGUGUCAGACCUAGUUUUUGUCGACCAUAUUUCAGUGUCCCAACAGACUCCAAUUUCUCUGACGCUGUCAAUGAUGCUCUGGAGUCAUUGAGAAAUGGCAGUGCAGAAAUGGCAGCAGUGUACUACGAACGCAUCGAUGUGGAAGGUCACCAUUUCGGUCCUUCAUCUGUUCAGAGGAAGAACGCUUUGAAGGCAGUGGACAAAGUAUUGAACAACAUGACCAAACUAAUCAAGGACAAGGGCCUUCAGAAUGACCUGAAUGUCAUUUUGUUCUCGGAUCAUGGGAUGACUGACAUUUCCUGGGUGGACAAAGUGAUUGAGUUGAAGAACUAUAUCAAUAUGACUGAUAUUAUCCAAGUAAAGGACCGAGGCCCUGUUGUGAGCCUGUGGCCAACUAAGGAGAAGCAGACUGAGGUGCAUAAUAAACUGAAAGCUGUGCAACACAUGAAUGUUUAUAGCAUAGAGGAAAUUCCAGAUAGAUUCUAUUACAAAAAAGGGAAAUUUGUGUCUCCUUUAACUCUUGUGGCUGAGGAAGGAUGGUUCAUAGCAGAGAGUAAAGAGAAACUUCCAUUUUGGGAGAAUGGCACAGGGAAAAAGGAGGCCUGGCAGAAUGGGUGGCAUGGAUAUGACAAUGAGCUCAUGAACAUGAGGGGAUUCUUCCUCGCAUAUGGGCCAGAUUUCAAAUCUAACUUCAGGGCGCCUCCAAUCAGAUCGGUCGAUGUUUACAACAUCAUGUGCAAUAUUGCAGGAAUACAGCCACUAUCAAACAAUGGAUCCUGGUCCAGAGUGGAGUGUAUGUUAAAAAAUAAUGCCAGUUUGGCACAGUUAUUCCAGUGGAGCAGCUGUGUGCUUGCAUUAAUUCUACUUUUAUUGUUUGCAUAAAGAUCUCGUUACUCUGGCCCCAAAACAAUAUUGGUCAGUGUGACCAGUAACUUGUAUUUUUUUUUUAUUUUAGAAUUCUUUAUUUGAAUAAUGGCUUCAAUAACAGAAUACUGUCUGGGUAAAUUGCACCUAUUCACACAAAUUCAUCCCUCAAGUUACACAAGGGAUAAAUCACAGUGGUUAUAACAAAUACAAAACCAAAUAUUGCUUUCAUUUACACUGUUGUGAGUAUAUACAGCAGUGUCAAUGAGAGCAGAAUUUAGCCCAUUGUGAACGUGAAUGAGAAAGUUACUCCAGGAGAUAGAGAAUGAAUUCCCCUUAUACUACCAUAUCUAACUAAGGAGAUGCUUUCACCUCUGCAUGGUUAGGGGCUCAAGACUGGAUAUAGGCCUUUGUAAUUUUACUGAUUGUUUUAUUCUGGAUUAUUUCUUUAUCUCUGCUACAGCCCUGCCCUCUCCUCACGAAGCAGUUACAUGCAUGGUGUACACUGCCCCAUUCCUUUAAACAGGAAUAAACAGCCUCUCUCCACUCUGCUACAAUAAGCACAACCCUAAGAAAAAGUAGGCAUGGGAGCAUUCAAGAACCAUAACAUCCUUCUUUCCCCACACUUUGUCUCUCCUUCUCCCUUAAGAACAUCACUCCCCUCAGCUCAUAGAACCAUAGAAACCUAGGGUUAGAAGGGACCACAAGGAUCAUCUAGUCUAAUCCUCUGCCAAGAUGCAGGAUUUGUUGUUUCUCAACCGUCCAAGACAGAGGCCAUUCCUGCACCCAUUCAAGUCAGAAGAGUUUUACCAUGGAUUUGAAUGAGUUUGAGAGCAAGCAGAGAGUGAGAGUUCCACAAUGAGGCCAAACCUGAACUCAGGUCAUCUAUGUGGCAGUUUAUUAGAAGAGCCCAUUGGUGAUUUUUAAAUUUAACGUACCAUCUGCCUAUACAGAGGGCGCCAUUUAUUUCACAAUUCUAAGGCCACCAAAUUUGCUACCCAUAUUUUUACCUCGGAACCUAAGAUUCAUUAAGAAAAAAAAAACAGAAUAUUUUUAGCCCUUAAGCUUGAGAAAAAACCUUGAAAAUGUGACUCGAGUGUCUACUGAUUCAGUAGCUUUGGGAGAUAUGAACUGUUCUGUUCUUCUAAAUAGGACAGCGACUCUGAAACCAAAAGAUGACAAUUUAAAUAUUAACUGUUUCACUGCUGAUCAUUUUAGCAGAAAAAUCCAGCCAAAUAUGUUUUAGCCCUAAAAAGCCCCACUGUGGCAAAAGCCCCAAACAAGUUUUGUGAUGCUGGCAUGCACUGUCAAUGCAAAAACCUCCAUGAUGUUGACAACUGAAAGCAGAAGGAUGGCAGAAAAUAAAUUGCAUUCCAUAUCAGAAUAAACAACACAGGGACUAUUGUGCUAAUUGCAAUCUUCAUUUUCUACUUAAUUCAUUAAAAACCUCCCAGUUACAUCUAAAUGAAAUGGCCACUGAAUUUCCAGUCUGCUGCAGAAUACAGGGCCUUUCUAAUUGAGGCCCAGCUUACUGAGUCUUGACUAUAGAUUUUCAAGGUGAAAACUCAUUUCCGUUUGCCAAAAUUCUACCAGGUUUCUGUCUAUCAUAGAAAUGUAAGGCUGGAAGGGACCUCAAGAGGUCAGCUAGUCCAUCCCUCCCAUGUGGAGACACUCAAAAUCUGAAAUUAUUUAAUGGCAAUUAGUUCUGAUGACGUGUCACUGUCAGAAUGGCUAGAAUCUUAUUCUGCACCCAUCAGUGGGGUAUCUGAAUACCUGUAUAACUAACAGGAAGGCCUGGCCCUUCUAACUCUAUGGAAUAGCAUUUGUACUUCUCAAUCACAUGCACUCAACAAAGAAGGUGGAAGAGAAAAAUAGAAACACAAUAAAUUCGAAGUGCACAAGUGAAGAAAUGAGAUGUAACCAUGCUGCAGAAGGCCUUAGCCAUAAAUCAAAAUAUGCCAGUGACAAGUAUAAUAAAACAGUUUGGAACACAACUGGUUUGUGUCUCUUUCCGGAAGAAGUAGCAAAACAACACCACAAGUUCUCACUGGUCCGGUACAUCAGCUGAACUCUUGAAAGUUUUCAGCAUCUAUUGCUUUUCUACCAGCAGCAUCAGGGAAGAGCAUGGUUUUAAGUGAUUCCCAUUCAAGCAAUGGAUCAUGCAAUACAUAUGGCUCUUUUCCCUUCAGAAGGUGCUUUCUGCAGCAGGGAGACAGGUUUAUACUGGUGGACUUUCAAAAGACUUUUUAUCCUGUAGCCAGUGCUAUAGUAGUGAGAGGAGGAGCUCAUAGGAGAUAUACAGGUUUGACAUUCAAAGCCAUCUCUCACACAACAAGGAUGACAGGAGGACCACCAAAAAUUAUACAAAAUGAAUAUUUCAUCACAGGGACCUCAAACCCAGUCUUAAGUUGUAUUGGUAAAGUUAGAUAGGGAUAGACUCUUGCAGUGUCAUGUCUACACUGGAGCUGAAAGGCGUAAAUUCCAGUUUGGGUAGAUAUGACUGAUCGAUCUAGCAUGCCAAAAUAGUCAUGGCUAAAUGGGCAGUGGAAUGGGCUAGCUGAGUGCAUACUUAGGGUCUCAGAUAGGAUUGAAUUCAGAACAGAUAGCCCAUCCUGCUGCCCCUGUAGCCACAGGAUGCUACUAGUUUUAGUGCUCUAGGUUGAUCAGAGCCAGCAGGAUAUGUUAACCCCAGCUGGAAAUUAUACCUUCAGCUCCAGUGCAGACAUACACUUGAAGGCAAUUCAUCUCGGAGGUUAAAGUCCCAAGAUAUUAAGGUAAACCUGAACAAAAACAGGGAGGCAGAAGUAGCAAAUCCCAACUAAGAAGCUGAUUGUGCCAAUUUUACUUUGACACUAUAGUUAGAGUUAGGUUCUAGUCAACAUAAAAUGGUAGAAUCUGGCCCUAAACCAAUAGCUACUUUAUUUAUUUCAGAAGAUUAAUUUCGCUUAGUUGUUAAAAUAUUUUGCUGCUGUACUGCUUGAUGUUAAAUAUGGGGGAGCUACAUGCAUUUCAAAAUGUUAGUUACACAUCUUUACAUAAUUUUAUUUUUUAAAUGUUUUCAUUGUAAAAAACCCACCAUAUCUAGAAAAGAGACAUUUAGGGUAUGGUCCUGCAAGGACCCUAAGUACCCUUAACUCCUCAUGAUGCUGAUGGGAGUAGAGGGCAGUCAUCUUUACCUCAAAGGAGGGGCUCAGCACAUUGUCAGAAUGAACUCCUGUGGAAAGAUUAGGGUCCUUCCCGUAUAAAAUAAACCUCUAAAAAUUAAUGAGCAGACAAACCCAGAGUAAAGCACAUUUUGGAUUGGUUUGGUAUGGUUAAUUUAAGGAUAAAUGAUUACAGCAUGAAAAAAAAAUCAAAUUAAACUUGACAAAAGACUUCUGUAAUAGCUGUAAAGAUUUAUGUAAUGUGUUUUUAAAACUCAAGUGAACCAUCAAAUCAAUUGGGGGGGUGGGGGUGGGAAGAAAAUCAGCCUUCGUUAUCAGGCUGUUGAGUAUAAAAGGCAAUUUAGGGCUUUCUAAGCAUUUGCAGUGGCUGUGAAACAAGCAUCUAUUGUUCAAAGUUCCCCGUUGCUCUUUAAUGGGCCAGGCUCAAUGAAUUCACUGGAGCACAUUUUUUUUAAAAAGUGAGAGAAUUAUCGGUAUAAAAGAUAACCAAAUGACUAAAUUACAAAGUUUUGUUUGAAAACCAACAGGAUAUAUAAAACACACACUAAUCCCUUGACAUUCUGGAGAUUUAAAUCCUAUAAUAAAAAGAUUUCAAUAUUCUCUUACAGAGAAAACAAAGAGCAUAAAGGCACAGGGCCAGAUUCUGAUUUCUGUUACACUGGUGUAAAUCAGGAAUAACUAUUCAAUUGAGUUAUUCCACAUUUAGAUCAGUAAAUGAGAUCAACAUUGCCCCACUACUGCAUGUGUGUUUGUGGGUAACAGUUAGAAAAGUAAGUGUCCAUAUUCAAAAAUUCUGAGUUUUUGCAAAUAUCGCAAAGUACAUUUUCAGAAUGUAUGAGAAUCUCAUGGGGGUUUAGUGCAAACAUCCUAUGAUAACAGGUUUCAGAGGGGUAGCCGUAUUAGUCUGCAUCAGCAAAAAGAAUGAGGAGUACUUGUGGCACCUUAGAGAUAAUAAAUGUAUUUGGGCAUAAGCUUUCUUGGGCUAAAACCCAAGCUUAUGCCCAAAUAAAUGUGUUAGUCUCUAAGGUGCCACAAGUACUCCCCAUUCUUUAUCUUAUGAUAAAGCACUUCAAAAUGUGUUCGAUCUGUGAAAGGGAAAUUCUGUAAUAGAUUUACAUCAAGUUGGUCAUCUCCAAGAGAACUGAGAAAUGGAUAUGUUUUAGAAGUGCAUCUUGCUUUUUUGGUAUUUUUGUACCACUAUACUGACUCAUGCUCUGGUUCAAAAAUCAGAGCAUUUUGCCUGUAGUUUCCUUAUCUGUGUAACAAAUAACUGAGGUGAAUGUAUUUUUAAAACCAUGGUUCUAAGUGAUGCUUUCAACAAUGAUUGAUUGUGAAUGGGUGAAUAAUUAUAAGAACACUGCAUGAUUUCUGUAAGAAAUGGUAUACAUUUUUGUAAAUAAUGUAAAAUUAAAAAAAAAUCCUAGAACACCUUGUCUUUCCUGGUUGAUUGUUACAUCAAAAUGUAGUCACGUUGGUCCACUUCUCACUUACAAAAAUAGAGAUACCACAGUGUAAACAGUGUUUGAAGCUUAUACUGACUAAUCAUCAGUGGGAUGAAUGAUAACAUUGUUUUAAAAUGGUAAAGUCCUCAAAAUAUGCAUGUAAAUUACAUAUUAAAUAAAUUGCACAAGAUAAUGUGGCUUGCAUGUUGGAUAAUUUUUCCAGGGGUAUUAUAAUAAAGUUAACCUUUUGAAUCUG